CUGCCGGGGCUCCGAGGGGCUCCUUGUGCCUGGCUCUGUGACAGGUGGCCCUGGCAGGCCAGGCCCCCAGCCACCCUGUCUUCGCCAUCCGCAUCGCUGCCUGGGCCCCGCUGCCCCCUCUCUCCCUCCGGCCACCUGGGCACAGACAGCCCCCUCGGAGGGGCCCCUCGGCCAGCCUCGCGUGAGGCCCCAGUGGCCAGGGCUUCCACUCACUUCACCUCCAGGCCCUGUCCGUCUACCGCCCCGCUGGGCCUCAGUUUCCCCAUCCACAGCGCGGGGAGGGCUGGGGGACUGGACAGGGUGAUCUCCGAGGCUCCAGGGCUCAGCAGGCCCGAACUUCCCCGAAGCCGGCCCUUUGCAAGCCUUGUUCAUACGGAAACUGCCCACUUCCCCUUCUGCUAUUUCGGCCUGAGAACUGCCGGUGGCAGCCGCCCCGCUGCCUCCCCACCCAGCCCCGCCGGCCCCUUGGGGCCUUCUGGGGAACAGCAGCGCCUCUGCUGGGGCCCAGCUCCUGCCCCGCGCCCCCCCACCUCUUGCAGAACCGGCGGGAGCGUGAGUGAGAGCGAGAGGCAGAGGCAGAGACAGAACUUACUCAGCCUGGGGCAGACGCAUGAGUGUUUGUUAAAUUUCAGUCUCUGUUUUCAGAACUAGUUCAUGAUUUUUUCAAAUUUAAUAUAAAAAUGGGAGAAGGCGUGUGGCAUUUGUGGCCGGACUGCAUGGGCGAGGAUCCUGGCUCUGGGCCUCUCUCGCUGUGUGACCUGGGGCGCUGUCUGCACCUCUCUGAGCCUCCCUUGGCUCCCUUGGACGAGGGGGGCUGGGCUCGGGGGUCUCUCACACGUGCUGCCGUGCAGCUGGGGCACCGGCCACAGAGUCCGUCUAAGAGGUGCCCCACAAAUCGGCCCUGGCUCCCCUCAGGUCCCAGCCCCUCCCGGGGUCCCCGCGCCCAGGCCCCUGUGGGGGUCGGUGUGGGGAGGCCUGUGUGUGUCUGGGGGACAGCCAGGUGGGGGGCUCUCGCCACGUUCUCCGCCGUGUUCGCUGCGGGCCGUUCAGCCAACCCUGGACCAAGCAGGCCACCCCUGCUGCCCCUUCCCACUGCUCAGGGCCUUAGGGACCUCGAGGGAUAGGGGUCACGGGGUCAUGCCCAGCCAGGGCCCACCCUCUGCUACACACACCAUCUCGAGAAGGGGUGACAAUCUACCAGCCCGGCCUGCCCCGCACCCUGCCCAGCCUGGGGGAGCCCCAGGGGUUCUGCCUGUCCCGGGAUGCCAGGCCCCAGGAGGCAGGAGGGUCUCUGGGAGUCGGGGCCCUCUGGGACGGAGGACUAUGCACCCCGAGGAGGGACAAGUGUCCUGGAGGGGUCCUGAACAUCGGGCCGAGAGCCAGCCUUGCUCCUGGAGGCUCAAGUGGACUCUGGAGUCGGCUGGUGCUGGACCAUGUCCCAGCUGUCACGCCUGUGUGUGACCCGCCCGUUGGUCUGUGCCUGAAUGCCUUUGGGGGGCAGAGCCACUGUCCUGACCAAAGGACAGAGAUGUCAAGGGUCAGUAGGGCGAAGGAGGCACCCAAACCAGCCGGCCAUAAAUAAGACCCCGGCAGGUCUCUCUCCAGGAAGCCGCGACCGUGAGCCAGGCCGGGCCACUUAUCACCCCAGCCACCCUGUGAGGAAAGCACUGGAUUCAUUCCCAUUUCAUAGAUGAGGAAACUGAGGCUCCGAGGCUCCCAGGCAUAGGCAGGGUUCAAUCCCAGGAGUCCUCCCUCCAAGACCAGGUGCUCCUAGGUCACACGGCCUGAGAGAGCCGUGGGCCGUGGCAGAGGGGCUGGCGGGGGAGCCCACCCUGGGCAGCAGCCACCGAGCCAGAGCGAGGCGGGGGAGGGGGGAGGGCUCCCCUCAGACAACAUCCUGGGGUGACGUGGGUCGUGCGGGUCACACGAUCCGGGCAUUCACUUGUUCCCACUGACUCACUGGCUUUUGGGGAAGAGCUUCUCUGUGACAGGCCCCUGGCUGGGGAUUCCGUGUCAUCUUCACCAGAUGGCUCCGGAAGCUCGGAGAGGUUCUGAGCCUUGUCCAAGGUCACAAGGCGAGUGACGGGGACGGCACAGGAGGCGGCAGCACGGAGCACCCCUUCUGCAGUCCUGUCUCCGCUCCCAGCCCCGCCUUCCCCGGCCGUGGCGUGGGGGACCCCUGCCCACCCCCGGCCGAGGCAGGAGAACAGGCGAGCAAGAGCAGAGCACUGCAGGAGGGGACGCCAGGAGCAGACAUGAGCUCGGGGACCGAGCUGCUGUGGCCCGGGGUGGCGCUGCUGCUGCUGGGGCUGGCGGCCAGCCUGUGUGUGCGAUGCUCCCGCCCAGGUGCAAAGAGGUCCGAGAAAAUCUAUCAGCAGAGAAGUCAGCAGGAGAGCCGGCAGAGCUUUGCGGUGGCCCAGACCUACUCCUUGGUCGGGCAUCCAUGGCCAGGGCCCCUGGGGGACACAGCCUGUGACGUGGCACACACCAGGAAGGACAAGCUGCUGCAGUUCUCCCCCGGCCUGGAGGAGCCCGCGUCCCCCAGGUACCAGAACUUCAGCAAAGGAAGCAGACACGGAUCGGAUGCAGGCUACAUAGACCCCAUUGCCGGGCACUGUUACAGCUGGGAGCAGUCCCCCAAGCCCUCGGAAGACGACGAGGACACCAAUUCCUACGAGAACGUGCUCAUCUGCAAGCCCAGGGCCUCAGACAACGAGGAGUGUGAGGAUUAUCAGAACUCGGCAUCCAUCCGCCAGUGGCGGGAGUCCAGGAGGGCCGUGGAGCACGGCUGGCGAGAAGCACCGCCCUCCCCGGGAAGCCCGGACGAGGACGGGGAACCGGAUUACGUGAACGGGGAUGUGGCCGGCGAAGCCUAGGGAAGGCCCGGAAGGAAGGUACAGUCCUCUCUCCUGCUGCCUGGGGUAGCCGGUCCCAGGAGGAGCAGAGAGCGAGCCAGGUGCCACCUGGGCCAGGGGUGGUGACAGUGGGGUCUGGGGCUGGGAGGGCAGAGAUGCCAGUGCGUGCUGAAGGAGGUGUGGAUGGUGGGCGUGAGGCCGAGGUGAGGGCUGCAAGUCUGCUGAGCCACGAGCGGAUGUCGCUGUGGGGACAUCUGGGAGGUACUGGCGAGCAGGCUUUGCAGGGCAAGCUGGGAGUCUGUGUUUGGACGUGUUAAGUUCGAGAUGGCCAUCCGGGUGGGCAAGGACACGGGCAGGGAGAUCUCUGAGCCCGGACUCCGGAGAGGGUCAGGUUAGAGAUACGGCCCUGGGCACUGUCACCACAUGGAUGGUCCACAGUCACCGAGGGAGGGAGGGAGAGAAGAGGACCCAGCGCUGAGCCGGGGCCCCUCCCAAGCCAGAAGGGGGAGAAGCGCCAGAGACAGGGCUCAGGGAGGGUGUAGCCAAGCACAGAGAGGUUGUGAUGACAGAGCUGAGCGCCAGGGGACAUCGGUCACAAGGGCAGUUUUGGUGACGUGGUGGGGAGAAGGCCUGCAUGCAAAGACAGUGGUUCAGAUAAUUCUUCAAGAAGUUUCACUUUAGAGGGGAGCAGAGGAAGUGGGGCAGGAGCUGGGGGAUUGCGAAGGUUUUUAGAUGACAGAGAUGACAGUAUGGGGACAGAAAAGCUGCAGGGGGGUGAGUGCUGGGCCGGGCAGUGGCUGACGAGACCUGUCUAGCUAGAUGCUAUCUGGCGCAGAGGAGGCGUGGACGCCGCAGCCCGCGUUCGCAGUGGGCUGACAAAAGGCCAGAGUGGCCGAUCGCUGGGUUCCAGUGAGUCAGGGCGGAAGGCAGUUGACUCAGGGCCUGACGCAACUUUCCGUGCGUCAGGGUGAGGACAGAUGGAGGGGGGUGAGCGCCGGCACAGGCCCUGUCCCGGAGAGGGCGUCCUGGCAGUGAUGCCAGUGGCUAGGGCAGCCCCUGCCUCCGCGGGAUCAGGGUUUAAGGGACCCAGCCGAGGCCGCCUGGUGGGCGGGUUCUGCUCGCAGGAGGCAGGAGGGCAGCUGAGUGCUGACCCAAAGCGGCCGCUCUGGUUCCCAGGGAACAAAGUACUGGCCAAGGCAAACUUUUCCUUUUAACAAACUCUUCCUCUCCACUGCAGGUGCCAGGGCGGGGCGGCUGGAGGACCACUGAGCUCGUGGACCCGUGGGUCGCCUCUGAGGAUGGCUUUCCAGAGCUGCUCAACUUUUAGGCCCCAGCACGGCUGCUCCUGGAAGGGUUAGCGACACCUCCUGAGGACCACUUGGCCGCAGGGUUCAGCCUGGGGGGGACAGUGACUCAUAGGAUUGCCAAAAAUGCACCCUCCACUGCCCCCGCCCCCCAACCCAGGCUUCCUUGGGCAGGUGCCAGGGGUGACCGGCUCCCGCUAUGGUGGACGCCCAGGGUUAGGGCGAGCUGCAGCCCUGUCCCCGUGUCUAAAACAUUGUCUUUGGAUCCCAAGUUGCCAUUGUCAGUUGCUGGGAUUGUUUAUGAUUGAUAAUCUUGUACAGUUAACUUAUGUAGGUGGAGCCAUAUUUAAUAUUCCGACCUCAGGGUAGAGACUUACCUUACAAAGCAUUACACGUGGCUGCCCUCUGCAUCCUGGCCAGGCGGGCCCGGCUCUCCCUCUGUCCUUUAGUGGGGACCUCCCCUUCCUUUGGGCCUCGGGCCAUUCAGGAAGACAUGAGGCCACAGCCACCCUGGGACCCUUCCGUGGAAAUGGCAUCUGCCGUGGACAACAGUGCAUCGGUCUGGAGCAGCGUGGUCAGGACAGCGUCCAGAGGCCCCUCGGCCAGCAGGGCAGCCCCUCACUGCCCGGCAUCCUCCUCACCUCGCAGCUCCGAGGGGAACUUCUGAGUCAGAAACCCAGCCAGGGAAACAUGCCCCCUCCAACCCGAACGUCUCAAUAAACCACUUUAGUUUAAGA
Lemur catta (Ring-tailed lemur) is the source of this 4896-nucleotide messenger RNA. RefSeq names its product linker for activation of T cells family member 2 (gene LAT2). The transcript is spliced from 12 exons. Gene Ontology annotation, biological process: B cell activation; calcium-mediated signaling; B cell receptor signaling pathway. Bases 2256 to 2876 code for a protein of 206 amino acids. NCBI's taxonomy places the organism in Eukaryota, Metazoa, Chordata, Mammalia, Primates, Lemuridae. The record is from RefSeq and is a predicted model, not a curated record. Gene Ontology annotation, cellular component: plasma membrane.